Molecule: messenger RNA, 721 nt
Organism: Pseudocercospora fijiensis CIRAD86
Lineage: Eukaryota; Fungi; Ascomycota; Dothideomycetes; Mycosphaerellales; Mycosphaerellaceae
Exons: 2
Coding region: 31-387 (118 amino acids)
Molecular function (GO): racemase and epimerase activity, acting on carbohydrates and derivatives
Source: RefSeq, a predicted model, not a curated record
CAACAACACCCAAAGGAUAGACACGGAAGCAUGACUGCAGAACCACGCCGCAUUGGGCAAAUCGUGCGCCUGAAGCGCGAAUGUUUGCAGGCAUACAAGGACUGCCAUGCCGCCGUCUGGCCAGCUGUGCUCCAGCAGAUCAAAGAUUGCAAUAUCGUCGAUUAUUCCAUCUUUCUCGACGAGUCUUCUAUGACGUUAUUUGCGUCGAUGAAGUAUGCUGGCAGCGACUUCGAUGCCGAUAUGGAGAAGAUGAAAGCGAACCCAGAAGUGCGCAGGUGGUGGCAGAUGACGGACAGCAUGCAAGAAUCACUUGUGCCGGGUAGCACAGGUAGCACAGACGAAAAAGGCUGGUGGCAGCCACUGGAAGAAGUGUUUCGAGCCGAUUAGGAUGUAUAUACUAUUGCCGCCAAGCUACAACAUCGACCGGCGAAUCCCAAAGAUCAAUCGCGAGCUUGCGGUCCAUUACCUCUCCACUGUCCGGAGGCAGUCUCCAAACAGUAAUCCCGAAUCCGCUCAUCUUCAGACUCGUCACCAGUGGGCCGAGAGUCAGCCUUCGCACAGUGAAACCUCGCCUCUCGAGCUCGACCUUCGCCAGCUCCGCAAAUCGUGCCAGGACUUCGUCCGAAGUGCUUCCCAGACUAUUCAGCAAUAGCACGACCUCACCAUCGGUCUUUGGGUUGGUAGAGCUGGAGAACGGAAUGAAGGCUCGAUCCUUGUCUGA